CCAGUUGCGACAAGCCGACAAGAACCAAUACGAAGCAAAACUCACAAAUAAAGGAAAAAAACAUUGGAUUACAUUAACAAAUCACAACAAUGGCUAAAUUCUUGAGAAGUCUCCCUAUCUCCUCUAUUCGAACCAAUCUAAAACCUUCAUCUUUCAUCCCAAUCACAACAAUUCUUAUCCCUUGUUCUCUUUCCUCUCUUCAAUUCAAUCACUACCCAUUUUUUCAUUUCUCUAGACGAACACUCUGUAAUAAUGCUUCUGUUUCAGCUACUUUAAAUGCUACAGAGCAGCAAAAUCGGGAACUAAACCCAAUUCAAUCAUCAGCUAAAGAGACAGAUUUGGAAUGGGUUAGUAGAACUGCCUUAUGUGGGCAUUUGGGUGAAGAUGAUGUGGGUAAACGGGUUACACUUUGUGGGUGGGUCGCUCUUCAUCGGGUUCAUGGUGGCCUUACUUUUCUUAAUCUUAGAGACCAUUCUGGCAUUGUUCAGAUUACAACACUACCCAACGACUUCCCGGAUGCCCAUUCUGUGGUGAACGACUUGAGGCUUGAGUAUGUGAUUGCUGUUGAAGGAGUUGUACGUUUAAGGCCAUACGAGGCUGUCAAUAAAAAGAUGAAAACUGGAACUGUAGAGGUUGCUGCAGAACAUGUCAAAGUUUUAAAUUCUGUCAAAGUCAAACUGCCCUUUUUGGUUACUACUGGAGAUGAUGUGAAAGACUCUGCGAAGGAGGAGAUACGUUUGAGAUACCGGUGCUUAGACUUGCGUAGAAGUCAAAUAAAUUCAAACAUAAUGUUGAGACAUAGAGUGGUUAAAUUCAUACGAAGAUACCUGGAAGAUGUACAUGACUUUGUGGAGAUUGAGACGCCAAUGCUUUCUAAGUCUACCCCUGAGGGUGCUCGAGAUUAUUUAGUGCCUUCAAGAGUUCAGCCAGGAAUGUUUUAUGCUUUGCCCCAAAGCCCUCAGCUAUUCAAGCAAAUGUUAAUGGUCUCGGGUUUUGACAAGUAUUAUCAGGUAGCAAGAUGCUUUCGGGAUGAGGACCUAAGAGCUGACAGACAACCUGAAUUCACGCAACUUGAUAUGGAGUUGGCAUUUACUCCUUUAGAUGAGAUGCUAAAGCUAAAUGAAGAUUUGAUCAGGAAGGUCUUUUGGGAAAUUCAAGGUAUUGAGCUUCCAACACCUUUCCCCAAGCUCACGUAUGCCGAAGCAAUGGAUCGAUAUGGAUCAGAUAGACCAGAUCUUCGUUUUGAUCUUGAGUUAAAAGAUGCAUCUGAUAUUUUUUGCGGCUCGUCAUUCAAAGUUUUUGGAGACGCUGUGGCUAGUGGUAGUGUGAUAAAAGUAUUAUGUGUGCCCGCGGCUGCUAGUAUUUAUUCUAAUUCUGCACUGAAAAAGGGUGAUAUAUAUAAUGAAGCAAUUAAAUCAGGGGCUAAAGGUUUGCCUUUCCUGAAGGUCACAAGUGAUGGGGCACUUGAAGGAAUUCCUGCUUUAGCAUCAAGUUUAAAUGAAGAAAACAAAGAAAAAUUAUUGAACCUCUGCUCUGCUAAAUCUGGUGACCUUAUCUUGUUUGCUGUGGGUGUGGAAAAGUCUGUGAAUAAAACCCUUGAUCGACUAAGGUUAUAUGUGGCACAUGAAUUGGGUUUAGUUGAUCAUUCCAAGCAUUCAAUUCUUUGGGUGACGGAUUUCCCUAUGUUUGAGUGGAAUGAUGAUGAAGAAAGGUUUGAGGCUUUACACCAUCCAUUUACUGCACCAAACCCUGAAGACAUGGACGAUUUGCCCUCUGCCCGAGCUUUGGCAUAUGACAUGGUUUACAAUGGAGUGGAGAUUGGAGGUGGUAGCUUGAGAAUCUACAAGCGCGAGGUGCAAGAAAAGGUUCUGAAAAUCGUAGGUAUCUCAUCGGAACAGGCUGAAGCUAAGUUUGGCUAUCUCUUGGAAGCUUUUGACAUGGGUGCUCCUCCUCAUGGAGGCAUAGCUUAUGGCUUGGACAGAUUAGUUAUGUUGUUGGCUGGAGCGAAUUCCAUCCGUGAGGUGAUCGCUUUUCCAAAGACGACCACUGCUCAGUGUGCCCUUACACGAUCACCUUCCGAAGUAGAUCCUCAACAGCUCAAAGACCUAAAUAUUUCUACAACUUGAUUGUUGCCUUCACCCUUCUGCUCAACUUUUGCUUCUUGGGACAGCGCGAACAAGUUCUUGUUUUUAAUACAAUCUCAUCAAGGUUUCUUUUUGGUGGUAGUGAUAAUAUAGAUUUCUCUUUUUGAUAUUCUUGGUACACCCUCGAUUAGAUUUCGGCCUAGAAUUAGAAUGAGGUUGAAUGAUGAGAGAUUCAAAAACCUUUAGUUUAUGUGAAUGGUUUUUGGUUUUUGACAUGGUUGUGUCUGUUGUAUAACAAGUCUCAUCAUGAGAUAGCCUCAGUUGAAUCAGCCUAAACUUUUUAAAAGAGAAAAUCUACUUUAUAUAUAAGGGUGAAUUCAAAUUUUAUUUAUUUUUUUAAUUGUUUAUUUACUAAUAGGCUGCUUGUAUGGACUUGUCUCACGACGAGACGUUCUCAUAAAAGACUUGUUCAUUUUUAUGAUAAAAAUUUAAUUCUCAGCACCUAUAGUAAGAUCAUCCU
Molecule: messenger RNA, 2604 nt
Organism: Amaranthus tricolor (Joseph's coat)
Lineage: Eukaryota; Viridiplantae; Streptophyta; Magnoliopsida; Caryophyllales; Amaranthaceae
Product: aspartate--tRNA ligase, chloroplastic/mitochondrial
Exons: 15
Coding region: 90-2126 (678 amino acids)
Biological process (GO): aspartyl-tRNA aminoacylation
Cellular component (GO): cytoplasm
Molecular function (GO): aspartate-tRNA ligase activity; nucleic acid binding; ATP binding
Source: RefSeq, a predicted model, not a curated record